AUCUCAACAGCCAGAAGAAUAUUGGUUUACGAUAAUGUCAUAUACCUCCAUGAUUGGUUUAUAAUGAACAUCUGAUUUUAUUAAAUUCGAUCUUUCUAAUGGUUACUUUGAAUCAUCGAAUCAGAAGAGAACAACUUUACACUUCAAAAGUCUAUAUAAACCCGACAAAUUCUAUAAAAAUUUGAAUUAUAACUUGACACGAUAAGAUGAGAUAUAACUUUUCGCCUAGUCUAUGGAUACUAAUUUAUCUUUUCUUCGUUUGGAAUUACAAACGUUUCAACUGCAAUGACAUCUGCAAAAACCCUGAUUUGGAACACUAUGAGAACGUCAUUUUUGAGAAUGAUACAUAUAGAUAUUCUCUUCAUUAUAAAUAUUCAAUGAGGAUUCAACGUAAUCAACCUCAACCAGUUCCGAGUGAACGUUUUAUAAAUAAGGUAGAUCGCAGAUACAAGGCUCGUCCUCAAUUCUCGUUUAGUUAUUACGGUGAACACGUUAAAGAAAUUGAGUUUCACAAGAAACAUUAUGUACAUGUAUAUGGACGGUACCGAAUUGCAAAUAUUAUUAAUUACAUAGAAAACUAUGAGAAGUCUGAAGCUGUAGUUUUGGAUGAAAAUGAAUUAUUAGGAGCCCAAAGGACUUUUUCGACAAGCGUUAAUGGUACAGAUGUUACAAUCACAACGACGACUUUAAUACACCCAAAUGGGAAAAUAUCGUUCUAUUAUGAUAACAUUCCUAAGGAAAUUGAGGAAAGUCAGUUUCGAUCAAAAAUCUUUGGACUAAUACGUUGUGAAAAACAUAACACAUAUCAUGAGAUACCUGUUCCAGCAAAAUGGAUCAAAAGUGGUACGUUGGUGGAGUUUGAAGCCAUCGGAGAAAUUUGUUCGCAAUACAAUACAAGUGAAACAUGCCAAAAUGCAACGACAUCGACUAUGACAUGUUUUUGGUGUGACAAAGGGAAGAAAUGUAUAGAAAGUAACGAUCAGAACACUCAUGGCUUGAAAGUCAAUGACUGCCGUGUUGAGAAGACCUUGGAUGUCAACGAUUUGAAUAGUUCAACAACUACGGAACACGGUGAAACAACAUCGGGUAUCACUGAGGUUCAGGUUAGUGAAAACCUCAUGAAAACUACUGAAGAAACAGAUAAACAAUCGUAUAUGACUACAAGGACAACGGAAGAAAAUAAGCAACACAAGUCACAUUGGUACUUGUACGUUGUUAUUCCUAUGGUCGCCUCUCUAUUUCUUAUAUGCAUCGGUUGUAUAAUUUGGAGAUGGUUACUUAGAAGAAAGGGAAGUGAUGAAUGA
This is a messenger RNA of Schistosoma rodhaini, 1304 nucleotides long. The record is from the annotation of a GenBank genome assembly. Lineage: Eukaryota; Metazoa; Platyhelminthes; Trematoda; Strigeidida; Schistosomatidae.